AUGGUUGAUUGUAACUGGAAUUAUGUUUGCUGUUAUUCUUAUUUGUGUUUUGUCCUAAUCGCCUUCUGUCUCUUAUAUGGUUUGUGUUCGGGAGGCUUCUCUGAAGCAUUCGUUGUAAUUUUAAUUUAUGGAACAGGUGCGGACGGCAUCAAGGAGGUUGCGGUUGCCAUUGUAGCCGUUUUCGACGGUCAUAACGGCGCAGAAUCUAGUGAGAUGGCAUCGAAACUUUUGUUGGAGUAUUUUGUUCAGCAUACUUAUUUUCUCCUUGAUGCUGUCUUUUAUGUUUCGAAGACGUCAACAGAAACAUGUCUUCACAAGAGAGACCGUGAUCAUGAAAACUUACUGCAUAGAUGGAAGGAGAUUUUAGGUUCAGAAUGGUUUCAGAAUACAUUUUCUCGAAAUCAUGAUGAUUCUUUCCACUUGGGAAUUUUGAGGGAAGCGUUAUUGAGAGCAGUCCAUGACAUUGAUGCUAAAUUUUCUGAGGAAGCCUCUAGAAAUAAUUUUCACUCUGGAUCAACAGCUGCCAUUGUUUUGGUAGUGGAUGAUAAAAUUUUGGUUGCCAAUGUUGGAGACUCUAAGGCCAUAUUAUGCUCUAAAAAUUUUCAGUCUCCCAAAGAGGCUAAAGACUUGUUAUUAAAGCUAUAUAGACAGAAAGAGCAUGAUGGUUCUGUUUCUGUGUGCAAAGCGGCUUCAUCCCAUGGUCUCACUCAUUUUGUAGUAAAGGGAUUGACCAGUGAUCAUCAUCCAGACAGAGAUGAUGAAAGAAAUCGGGUGGAAAAAGCUGGAGGUCAAGUUCAAAAUUGGGGUGGUGUGCCUCGCAUAAAUGGUCAGCUGGCUAUUACACGGGCUAUCGGUGACCUACCCUUUAAAAAGUAUGGUGUUAUAUCUGCACCAGAAGUGACUGAUUGGCAGCCUCUGACCGCUAAUGAUAGCUAUUUGGUGUUAGCAUCAGAUGGUGUAUUUGAGAAGAUGAGCUUGCAGGAUAUCUGUGAUUUGUUGUGGGAAGUGCAUAAUUACAGUAACAUGAGAUCAGACUGCGCCCAUUCUUCCUAUUCGUUGGCAGAUUUAAUUGUUAAUAAUGCCUUGAAGAAGGGCAGUAUGGAUAAUCUGUCAGCCAUUGUCAUUCCUCUGGAGUCUGUCAGCAAACUCUCUUAAGGGAGCUAUACUAGAAAGAGGGAUGCAGAUUUUGGUCUGCAAGUAUUUUCCUUCAAAAGCUCAGGUAUAUAUUAUGAAGGAAAACUGCAUUUUCCGUCAUUAGUUUGGGGAAAAUUGGAAAUGAAAGUAAACAAAACAGAUGGCGCCUGCAAAAAUGAUUUUUUGUUAGAUCUACAAAUUUACCCAUACUCUAAAUUGCUUACUAUUUUAAUAAAAGGGUGUUUUAUUAUGUGAGUUUAACAAUAUUGUAGUGUUUGGGUGAGAGUAGGAAGGAAACUGCAUUUUUCACCAUUUUUUCAAGGAAAAAAUUUGGAUCGGAAGGAAGAACGACUGGGUCUGCAAAAAUUAUCUUUUUGUUAAGUUGACAAAUUUAACCACAUGUGUAACUACUUGCUAUUAUGAUAAAAGAAUGUAACAUAGUUACUUUUCUUUCCUUUUUUGGCAGUUUUUCAAACCUACGCCACUUGUCUCAUGUUUUGAAUA
Messenger RNA from Vigna angularis (adzuki bean), 1638 nucleotides. Its product is annotated as putative protein phosphatase 2C 50. Gene Ontology annotation, cellular component: nucleus; cytosol. NCBI's taxonomy places the organism in Eukaryota, Viridiplantae, Streptophyta, Magnoliopsida, Fabales, Fabaceae. The transcript has 6 exons. Gene Ontology annotation, molecular function: protein serine/threonine phosphatase activity. Bases 1 to 1155 code for a protein of 384 amino acids. The record is from RefSeq and is a predicted model, not a curated record. Gene Ontology annotation, biological process: protein dephosphorylation.